Messenger RNA from Perognathus longimembris pacificus (Pacific pocket mouse), 3892 nucleotides. RefSeq names its product GTP binding protein 3, mitochondrial (gene Gtpbp3). The record is from RefSeq and is a predicted model, not a curated record. Gene Ontology annotation, cellular component: mitochondrion; cytoplasm. Lineage: Eukaryota; Metazoa; Chordata; Mammalia; Rodentia; Heteromyidae. Gene Ontology annotation, molecular function: protein binding; GTP binding; GTPase activity. The coding region runs from base 769 to 2388 and encodes 539 amino acids. The transcript is spliced from 9 exons. Gene Ontology annotation, biological process: tRNA methylation; tRNA wobble uridine modification.
GUGCGAGAAUCCGCGGCCGGAGAGACCGCGAGCGGCCGGACCCUCGGCCGCCCUGGGCCCCCGAGGGCGGGCUAGGCGGGUCCCGGCGGGAACGAGGACGUGCCGGAGCUUCCAGGGCUUCCAGGCGGAGGGGACUUGGGAGUUAUAGGCCAUCCGGAUGCGGUGGCAUCCCAAGCGGAAGGACCGGUCGGGGAAGGGAGGAAAGCAGAACUCCAACAAUUUUUUCCCCUGAGCCUGGCCUCCACGGAGGUCGGCCCCGAAACGACCAGCUUCCGACUUCAACCUGGGCGCCGAGGAGCGCAGCCCUUUUCUUCGGCGGGAAAACGAAGUGCCCGCAGCCGUUUAUUUACGUAUUUAUUGUCGGUCCUGGAGCUUGAACUCUGUUCCUGGGCGCUGUCCCUGAACUCAGCUGGCUUUGAGCCGCGAUCCUCAGGUCUCAGCGAGGAUGACAGGUGUGAGCCGCUGGCGCCUGCCUAGCGCGCAGCCUUCAGUCUCUAACAAAGCUGUGUAGCGGGCGGGAAACACGGGAGUUGAACCUUUAUUUUGUGGUCAUUUCCACAACCAGGCGCCAAGCGCGGAACACCGCAGCUCUAGGACCCUAAAAACUCGGUCUAAUGUUGUCAUGGGGGGGGAUAUACUUCCCGUUGCUCCCACCCCAUGGAGCGCCGCCCUCUUUCCCUACACAACUAGUAGGAACAAAAGUCUCCGAUCGGUGGGCGGGACCUCUCUUAAGUGGCCCAAUGGCAGUCGAGACUCAGCCCUCCAUCAAUGACGCGGAGGAGCGGGCGGAGUCCUCCGCCAGACUUGAAGCUUCCGGAGAAGCACGGCCGGUGCUUGUCGCUUCCUGAACCCAUGUGGCGGGCACUGUGGGCCCGGGCGGCCCGUGGGCCAGGCAGCCGUAAAGCCCACUUCCCGGGCGUCUCCCGGCCGCUGAGAGCCCAGAGCCCGUCCGCCCCGGGACGCGGCCUCCUCUCCCGCGCGGGGCUGAGCACCGCGGCCCUGGCCUCCGGCUCCACCAUCUUCGCGCUGAGCUCCGGCCAAGGCCGCUGCGGCGUCGCGGUGAUCCGGACCAGCGGUCCCGCCAGCAGCCACGCCCUCCGGAGCCUCUCGGCGCCCCGGGACCUGCCCCCUGCCCGGAGCGCCCGGCUGCGCCGGCUCAGCGACCCACGCUCCGGCGAGCCGCUGGACCACGCGCUCGUGCUCUGGUUCCCAGGUCCCCAGAGCUUCACGGGUGAGGACUGCGUGGAGUUUCACGUGCAUGGAGGACCGGCGGUGGUGAGCGGCGUCCUGCAGGCCCUGGGCAAUGUACCAGGGCUGCGGCCAGCAGAGGCAGGAGAGUUCACCAGACGGGCGUUUGCCCACGGCAAGCUGAGCCUGACUGAGGUGGAGGGGCUGGCGGAUCUGAUCCAUGCAGAAACUGAGGCACAACGGCGACAAGCCCUGAGGCAGCUGGAUGGGCAGUUGGGCCAACUCUGCCACAGCUGGGCAGAGAUCCUCACCAAGGCUCUGGCCCAUGUAGAGGCCUACAUCGACUUCGGGGAGGAUGACAACCUGGAGGAGGGUGUGCUGGAGCAAGUGGACAGGGACCUGCAGGCUCUGGAGGCAGCACUGGGCACUCAUCUACAAGAUGCCAGGCGUGGGCAGAGGCUGCGCUCAGGGGCUCAUGUGGUGGUUGCUGGACCUCCCAACGCUGGCAAGAGCAGCCUGGUGAACCUGCUUAGCCAGAAGCCUGUGUCCAUCGUGUCCCCAGAGCCAGGAACCACACGUGAUGUGCUGGAGAGCCCCGUGGACCUGGCUGGAUUCCCUGUGUUGCUGAGUGACACGGCAGGGUUGCGGGAAGGUGUGGGGCCUGUGGAGCAGGAGGGUGUCAGACGUGCUCAUGAGAGGUUAAAGCAAGCUGACCUCAUAUUGGCCGUGCUGGAUGCCUCAGACCUGGCUUCUCCCCAGAGCCGCUGUUUUCUGGACAGCAUCAUAACCCCCUUCAGAGCCCAGAGCCCCACUGGCAGCAGCCAGCGCCUCCUGUUGGUUCUGAACAAAUCUGACCUGCUACCCGAGGGCCCAGGUCCCUGUCCUGCCCUGCCUCCCUAUCUGCUGCUGUCCUGCCUGACAGGAGAAGGUCUAGGCUGCCUCCUGGAAGCUCUGAAGAGGGAGCUGGCUGCCGUGUGCGGGGAUCCGUCCACGGGCCCACCACUGCUCACUCGGGCCAGGCACCACUACCACCUGCAGGGCUGCCUGGGGGCACUGGGCUGCUAUCGGCAGGCGGGAGACCUGGCCCUGGCAGCCGAGGCUCUACGCGUGGCCCGGAGGCACCUGGCCCACCUCACCGGCGGCGGGGGCACCGAGGAGAUCCUGGAUGUUAUCUUCAGGGACUUCUGUGUGGGCAAGUGAGGUGUUAGCCGAGGCCCCCUGAUCCUCACACCCAGGAAGGACGCCCUUGGGCUGUGAGUGCCCCCUCAGGCCCUUGCAGGAUCUGGGCCAGGUGUGGGAGAGUUGUGUGCUUGGGCCCCUGGGAUUGUGUGUGCUUGGGACAUGAACCCCACUGAGCUGUACCCCUGUUCUGUGCCCACCCUGUGUUGGGUGUUUGUAACAUGGGGCGUAGUGGGAAUUCUCCCCCAGUCUCAGAAGAGAAAUGAGGCCUCAGAGUGGAGACUGGAAGGAUACAGGUCUGCUGACUAGGCUCUGCCCAGGGCCUUCUGUGCAGUGGACGAGGUGAGGCACAGAUACGGAGCAGCCGGGCUCCUAACUGGGCUCUGCCCGGGGCCUCCUGUGCAGUGGACACAGUGAGGGACACACGAAGCAGCCUGGCUCCGGCUCCUCUGCAGAGGAAGCAGCUGCUGCAGCCCCCAGGCCUCUGCACUGGAAAACAGGGAAGGCCUUGUGUGGAGCCUGAGGUGGUGGUGAGUGGCCAGCAGAGGGCACCCUGUCCUAACAGGAGUUACCCCAGCCUAUUGUGAAGGACUAACCCCCUCCACGGGGGCCAAGGGUCCCUUACAGCAUUGAGGGCACCUGAAGGGGGUGCUCCGGUCAUGGUGGGCUGCCCCAGGGUGGGCAUUUCUUUCCUGGAGCUCAUUUCUCUGGAAAUAAAUUGAGCUCUGGAGGAGGAAAACAGCUCUUUGGUCCUGGGGCCAGGGCAUGGCACUGUGGUGGGCCCAGCCUGGCAUGGUUGGGGCCCUAGGUUUCAACCUCCACUGCAAAACAAUAGGAUGUGGUUGGGCUCCAGGUGGGGCCAGGCCACAGGGCUGGGAUGCUGAGCCCUGGGCGGACGCAGGCUCCACCCCCACCCCCAGCCCUGCAGGCUCUGGCACACAGCUGGACCCAGCGCCUGGUUUCCAAGAAGGGUGGGUGGUUUGUGGGAAGCAGCGGGGGCUAUUUAUAGAGGUCACAGGAAAUCCCCACAGAGUCAGCGCCUCACCCCAGGACGCUGGGCCUCAGGGUUAGGAAUCUGCCUGUGGCUCCCUGCUGGCAUUUCGGCCCUGCUGGCCCACAGAGGGCACCAGCCAGGACCCCAGCGGCAGAAGUGGGGCUGGAGAGUGUGAAGGUGCAGGUUUGGGGCCCUCGGGGGAGAGGAGGCUGCCUAGGGGUCAGAGUGUCAGCCAAGACAAAUGGUGCUGGCUCCGGGCAUGGCGGCCAUACCUACAACCCCACCCUUGGGGAGGCAGGGACAUCCAUCUUGGAGCCCAUAAGAGGCCUGGUCAUGGGUUUCAGAGAUGAGUCCCAGGUUCAAGUCUUACCACAGACUGUCUCAACAAGUAUUUUCUCAUCCAAGAAAUGGGUACGAUGGCACCAUUGGAAAAGAGGGAAAGGACUGGAAAGAGGAAAGACUUAAGUCUGCAAAGGUUGUCCACAUGUCCUGUCUCUAGCGAGAGAACCACACAGAAGCCUCCAAGCACGG